Molecule: messenger RNA, 5808 nt
Organism: Athalia rosae (coleseed sawfly)
Lineage: Eukaryota; Metazoa; Arthropoda; Insecta; Hymenoptera; Athaliidae
Exons: 6
Coding region: 2056-3423 (455 amino acids)
Cellular component (GO): PRC1 complex
Molecular function (GO): protein binding
Source: RefSeq, a predicted model, not a curated record
CGCUCCCAUUCCGACGCGGACCCUCGCGGCAGGUGCACCGACCUAAGUGCUGCCGCUCUCGCAAACCUGUGCUCUUAAAUUUUGCUACAUAAUACACAUGCGAUUUGUACAUCGACGCACGUAUACGCAUACCGCAAAAAUAGCCCGCAACCAAUUUUCGUUGUUCGUAUCGACACUUCGCAUGUAUGUACCGCUUGCAAUAAAAUGCACGUAACACUUCGUUAAUUGUUGUCGUUUCGUUUUCGAUUUGGUUUAUUUUUCUAAUCUUUUCUUCCGUCCCUUUGCGAGAGUUAGAGAGAGAACGAGAAAGAGAGAGAAAGAAAGAAAAAUAGAGAGAGAGAGAGAAACAAAUAUUAUAGCAACGUAGAAUCGUCGUCGCCGAUAAAACGUACCGAACGAACUCCACGUCAUUGAUAUUUGUGAUAAUAAAUAAUUCGAUGCGAAAGAUAAAAAAAAAUUCUUAAUAUAUUAAUAACAACGAUCGUCGAUCAUCGGAAGACAGUGAUGUAAUAAUCGAUGUUGGGUGAACCCGGCGGUGUGUUUGUUUGGUUUUUUCAUUUAUUGAAAUUUUCUCCGUACAUCGUAUAAAAAAAUUAUACUGUGCGUGCCACCUUUAUCGAAACGUAGAACGUUAUUCGUACCAUCGAUAAACUGAAUGCGACUUGUGUUAUCGUCGUCGAAAGUGAUUCCAGUUUGAAAAUUUUCAUUCUCCUGUGAUCCUCUGUGGAGCAUCGUCGCGUAUCACACGUACCAUAUACAAUAUAUACACAGAUCCGUCCACGUGUGCCGAUUCCACGUACGACGUACACAGGCGAAAAGUGUUAUCAAUCAUAAUGAAUUAAAGGAAACCGUCCCAACGUCGUCGUCAUUGUGACUAACGUAUUUUACGUAAUAUAACACACGAUAAACAGGUGAAAAAGAUUUCGUGCGAUAUAUCUAAUCCUGGACCGGCCGAAUUCUUUAUAUUUUUAUACCAACUGACACAGCUAUUUGUACGGAUGUGAUACACGUAUCCAUACCUAUAUAUAGAUAAAUAAUUGAAAGUGACGUACUUCACCUGCACUGAUACACAACGAUAUCUUUGACAUGAUAACCUGAUUAAAUUUUUCAUAUCAUGACUAAAAGAAACGUUUGAAUAUUUCCUCGUUUCUAUAACACGAAUAGAGAAUAUCAGUUGUUUCAACAGACUAAUCAGCGAACGGAGGUCUGUUGCCUCGCGAAUCUACUCGACGCGUAACACGCGGUGUUCGUUGAUAAGAGAACUUGAAAAAGUUGAAGUUGACUGGUGGAAUUUUUGAAUACCCAUGUAGAGUGUUUUGUGCCUGGAACAAUUCGAUCUCGUGUCGGGAUACCGAGGAGGGGAAGGGAGAAGUUGAAAAAAAAAGUCAACUCCUUGGGAAACGAGAUCCUCUCGGUGAUCAAUAUGACGACCAUCGCGAUCGAGACGAGUAGACGACGAUGCGGUCUAAUGACCAAAUUUUCAUAAAUUAUCGAUCAUAGUCAUCGUCGUACUCGUCGGCGUAUCGGCUGCCGUAGUUCUGGCGGGAUAGUGGAUAAAAUAAUUUAAAAAAAACUACAUCGUGCUACGUCGAGGGAGAGAACGCCUUCGUUUUACGAACUAUACGAAUGAACAACGAUCCACGGUGCUAAUUAAGUGACAGUUCUCGAACCGUGGGAUACUCGGACAGGUGCACCACAAAUAACACAACCGAGCGGCAAGGUCGUUGAAUAAGAAGAAGAGGAAGAAGAAGAAGACGAAGAAGAAGAAGAAGAUCGUGUUUUUUUAUUUUCUCUUCCUUCCGCCCACGACAGCGCCUCGUUUAAUGUUGUCAUCUUCCACGCGGGAAGACUGAAGGAUUGCCCUUGUACCUUUGAUGCGACCCUUCCGGAUUUUUAUAGCUGUGAUUAAACCUUAGCGCGAUUUAUAUCGGAUCGAGAGAGAAGCGUUUUUUUAAUAAUCAGUCGUUGACGAGUUACUGAACAUUCAACAAACUGGACAUUUUGACUACGACGCCAGGACGACCGGAGUGGCGAUGUCCGCGGGUCGUUGAGAGGAUGAGGGAGCUUGACACCGAGAGCCCUGUCGUCUGGCCGGCUUGGUGCUAUACUGGUGAGGUGGCGGGCGAGACAGUAUCAUCGGGAGCCGGUACUAGAAUCGGUGACCGCGGCGAAUCGGCCGAUCUAGCUACACAUACGGAGACAAUAGACGGUGACACCCUGGCCGCAAACGCAGCUGUGGAAGGCAGAGACGCCCGGGGCGGAAGCCCCCAGGGUGCUGCACACCUUUCCGGUGCCACAACCCCCAGGCCCGCCAGAGGGAGGAGGCGACAAAAUCAGAACGGCCUAGACGCGGCGCAGGUAAAAACGGAGCGGUUAACGCCCGACAAUAAUUCAACGUCGUCGAGGAGCGUGACCCCGUUGUCGCUCAGUCAUCCGGGUACGCCUCCCAAUGCUACGUCGCUCGGUGGACCGGAAGGCCCGCAGCCUCCGCAUCAUUUGAAACACAUGGAACAGAUGAUGGGCAGGAACUACAGCGAUUUCAUGAGGAGUCUCGCGGCGAAGUACAACAACGCUCAUCCGAACGACUAUUUUAGCACCCCGAGAAAUGGUUUCACGCCCGGUCUUGAUCCGAGGUUUCCGGCGUUCAAAACCGGCAACGCACCGUUCGUUGGAUUAAUGGCACCCCUAGUUACGCCGCAACCUCCGACGGUACCCACGACGUCACCCCUCUCCAAUACGGACCCGAAGGAACAAAAAACCGAGACGAUAUUCAACAGUCCUGUAUUUCCGCCUAUGUUAGACAUGUCCUCGACUCAAGCACUCCUUCACAUGGUGAGGACCGCUAACGCGGCACAAAACGUCGCCGAACUCGAAACUUAUCUGAAAGGAGCCAACAAGAGAGACGCCGCGGUAACGAGUCCCCUCGAUUUGUCGAAUCCUGGUGGAUUUGCACCGCGAAAAAAACAACGUACCGAAAUAAGAAGGCCGGAAAGUGUAUCACCGAAACCUAAAGCACCCCAAAGACCGAGCACACCUCCGCCGGUUCGAUGUCCUUCUCUGUGCGGUCACAUGCCCUGCGGCGAUGGACAAUCCGUGAAUCGAUGGUCGGUAGAAGACGUCGUCAAUUACGUAUCAUCGAUCGACAUCUGCUCGGAAUAUGCACAGAAUUUUCGGGAACACCGUAUCGACGGUGCGGCUCUUCCUCUUCUUUCCGAGGAUCACCUUACGGGUCCGAUGGGUAUGAAAUUGGGUCCAGCAUUAAAAUUACGAGCGCUUUUAGCGCGUAAAUUGGGAGCUUGUACAGUUUGUCUUCACUGUGCUCACUGUCAUCAAACUCCACUUCCCGCGUUGAGUGCGGCAGCUGCUGCGGUAGCCGCAACUCAAGCGGCUCCCGGAAGACGUCCAAGUAGUACCGGAAACUGACAAAUGGCGGCGGAGACUCCGCAGCAAGGGCCGGAACUUGAUUUAAAUCGAGCCCUUAGAAUAGAGCGUCGAACUAUUCGUCCCGUUCGUAAACCGGAUGUUGUUUUUAAAAAACCAAUCAAGCAAUGACGUUUGGCUUACUUCAAAAACUACCUUACAUCAGAAUUUUCGGAGACUCCGCCAUCUUUCUUGUCUAUUUUUUUUUUCUCUCAUUUCAGUCGUUUUUGUUUUAUUUCACGUUCAAAUGAUUUUAACUUUUAGUCUUAUUUAUUCAGCACUGGGCUUAUAUUGCAAAGCCUCGAACAGAUAUAUCGUUCUAUUUACGUACUUUGCUUUUUCUGCAAUGACAAAAUGCUGCAGGUUCUUAUUUACGAAAACGAAAAGAAAAACGGAAAAAAUCAUUCAAACGAACGUUGGUCCUGGUUUUGGAGAACGGAAUUAGUCAGGGACGAAUGAAAAAAAAAACAAACCUAAAAGAAAAAGAACAACAAAAAAACGUUGCUUCAUAACAACCAGGCAUGAUUCCGGAAUCGUAAUUCAUUUUUUAUUUAAUUCAUUUUCUGUUUUUCGUGUUUUGUAAAUUUAUUUCUCUUGACCCUUUUCCUGGAGAGGGUUUAUCGUUUGCUUGGAUGCUCGGUGGCCACGUGACCAAUUAGAAAUACCUACGUGAUCAACCGCACCGGUGUUAUAUUUCAUUUUAACCCAGCUCUUGGUACGAAAAGAUUCUCCGGAGAGAAAAUCUGCACUCUUGAACUUUAGUUAUUAACGUGUACGAGUAUUUCCUGACCCAACCUCACUUAAUUAUUUUUAGUAAUUCAUACUUGGUUGGUACUUAAAAAAAAAAAAUUGCAAGAAAGAAAAUGAGUGCAGGAUAAUUAAUUUUCAAGUUUUAGCCAAUCGAGUUCCUGAUUAUUUCCCUUUUUCGUAAUUCGGACAACUUUAAUUGAAAAAUAAAUCUCCGCAACAAACUUGCGAUUUUAAUAGCUGCAUGGGAAACCCGUAACUUAUGUUAUUCGAUCUUACGUUCAAUUUAAAUUAGAACGCCAAAAAAAAUAUCCAAAAGUAUACCAAUUAUUAUAUACUAUACAGUAAUAUAAAGUAAAGAUGGAAAAGAAUGCCUUCACCUGCUGAACGUGUCUUCCAAAAAUAGGCAUUUAUUAUCAUCGGCGCGUUUUCGCCAAACUUGAUGAAUUAUUGCAAAUUUAUAUCAUCUAUCCAUGUAACAAUUAAAAUUAUACUGCAGUGCCUUGACAAAAGUAAUUCCGUAAUCUUACAUCCGUGAAAAAGUACAUAAAUAUGUACAUAACAUGUAUAUAAACAUAUAAUAUGCAUAUAUACAUAUGUAUAUGAAAAAGGACUAUACAUAAUAUGAUUAAACGAAUAAUAGUGAGUAAUGAACACUGCGGUCUUGAUUCUUGGGUACUUAUAUGAUAAAUUUGGUAGAUUGUUUAAUGAGACAAAAGACCGUGACCAUACAAAAUAAAAAAAAAUUUAACGUACAUAUUCUUAUUUUUACGGCGGCCUCGUGGGCGGAUAGAUAUAUAAAUAUAAGUUAGGCAAAGAAUAUAUUCGUAUUUUGUGUAUAUAUUUUGGAAUAUACAUAUAUAGAAAUAAAAAUAAGUGGUACCAUGUACCUUUGUGCAAUAACAAUAAUGAAAAAAAAAAAAAACAAUUUCGACAAAAAAUAAUAUUUAGCUAGUACAUUACAAAUUUGAACAAAAUAAAUAUAUACACACGCACAUAAUAAUAAUUGUAGGAAAUACGUAUUUGCUCAAAUCGUUGUUUCUUAUUUAUAUAUUUUGACGAAGUUUUUCUUUUCAUUUUUUUUUUAUGUUUCCAUUUUUAAAAGAAAAAAAAUUAUACACUAAAUUAUAUUUUUGCUAUUGUCAUUCUAUACGUGCAAAAAAAUUCUUUGGUGAUAAAAAAUGAAUCAAGUUGAAUGAAAUGAAAUGAAAUGAAAUGAAAUUUAACGGACGGUACGAUGCAAUAAUUUAUUAUAUCAUCUGACUUAUAAAGCCUAUAUGUAGCUAUAUAUAUGUAUCGAUGAUAAAUAAUGUACAUUUUCAAUAGUAGUAUCUAUUUAUUUCGACGUUAACCGUUGCCUUAAUGUAUUCAUAACAAAUAUUACGUAAAAAGAAAGCCUAGAUAGUGAAUAGUAAAUAAUUAUAUUGAAUAUUGGAUAUAAAGAUAUGUAUAUUAUAUAUUAUAUUCGUUUAAUGUAACUUUAAACCCAGUUCAUUCAAGCAGUAUUAGUUUUACUUGAGGCUGAUUUUACUGCAGAUCAUUAGAAAAAAAGAUCCCCUUUUUCCGGGACUUUCAACAAAGCCAAUUCUCAUAUAAAUUCAUCAUCGAAUUCGAAUUCAUGACUCCUAAUAUGUUCUCAUA